GAUGUUGUGAGAAAGUGGUUCGCACGAGAUGAGCAAAUUACUGCCACACUUGAAUCACUAGCUGAAAAUGCUGAAGAAUCUGCGAGACUUAUUCAACAAGGUGUCUUUCCAAUGGUACAAGUUGAACGUUAUUACGAAAGCAAAAAGCGUUUGGCACCUGGUUGUGAGCCGAUUUUUGUAAAGAAAUUGAUUGAUGAUCUGAAAUCAGCGGGUCUUGUUGAGGCAGCUUGGUUGAGUGGGGCCGGGGGUGGAGGUUUUCUAUGUGUUUGGCUUAUGGAUGGCAUUUCGAGGCAUAUUUUGACAGAAUAUUUGCGCAAGAACGAUGUUAGUUUCAAUGAUAUUUGA
Messenger RNA from Anisakis simplex (herring worm), 345 nucleotides. The record is from the annotation of a GenBank genome assembly. NCBI's taxonomy places the organism in Eukaryota, Metazoa, Nematoda, Chromadorea, Rhabditida, Anisakidae.